AUGGAUUUCGCGCAUGCGGCUCGGUUAGUUUUGAUAGGCUGUGGUUCCUUCAACCCACCGACGCCAAUGCACUUUCGCAUGUUCGAAAUUGCACGCGAUUAUUACAAAAAACAAAGAACACACCACGUCAUUGGUGGCAUCGUUUCACCCACACACAAUUCAUAUCAGAAGAAAGGACUCGUUGCUGGUACACAUCGGUUUGCUAUGUUGAAAUUAGCAUUGCAAUCCUCAACAUGGAUCAAACCCUCGGACUGGGAAAUACAGCAAUGGAAAUGGUCGCGCACAAGCUCCGUUCUGCAGUAUCAUCAAAAGUAUAUGAAUAACUAUAUCAACUCACCACUGGAAAGUGACAUGAAAGGUACUCCACCUGGUUGGAUGCCUCCCGGUUUGCGUGAGCGGCAGGAUGACGUGCAAUUGAAAUUGCUGUGUGGAGCUGAUUUAUUAGAAUCAUUUGCAGUACCGGGUUUAUGGGCAGAUAAGGAUAUCGAAGAUAUUCUUGGCAAUCAUGGUUUAGUGGUAAUAUCACGCUAUGGCUCUAAUCCUGAAAAAUUCAUUAGCGAGUCAGAUAUGUUGACGAAAUAUAAGAAACAUAUUACGUUAAUAACGAAUUCUGUACCAAACGAGGUUAGUUCAACAAUAAUACGACGUCUUAUUUCGCGCGAUGAGUCUGUGAAAUACUUGCUUGAUGACAGGGUCAUUGACUAUAUUCAAAUGCAUGGACUAUUUAAUUUGAAAACGGACGAUUUAAACUAAUCCUGCGAGUGGUACAAAGCCUUCAAAGACGGUCGGGAGAUCAUUAAAGACAUGCCUCGUUCUGG
Messenger RNA from Bactrocera latifrons, 818 nucleotides. Its product is annotated as nicotinamide/nicotinic acid mononucleotide adenylyltransferase 1-like. The transcript has 6 exons. Lineage: Eukaryota; Metazoa; Arthropoda; Insecta; Diptera; Tephritidae. The record is from RefSeq and is a predicted model, not a curated record. The coding region runs from base 1 to 753 and encodes 250 amino acids. Gene Ontology annotation, molecular function: nicotinamide-nucleotide adenylyltransferase activity; nicotinate-nucleotide adenylyltransferase activity. Gene Ontology annotation, biological process: NAD+ biosynthetic process.